AUGUUGGCCAUCCAUUUCCGUCGCGCUAGCUCGCUGUCCUUCAACCUUAGCUUCACCACACCCCAAAGCCCUGCUAACCUCAGUGAACUGAUAAUCUGCACCGGGGAUGCGCGCCUCCGUGUGGAUGCGCUUUGGCUGACAAGAAUCAGAUACGACCAACUAGCCCCGAACAGUGUUGGCCGGGUCCAAUAUGCGGAUCCAGUGCCGCUAUGGGACAGAGCUAGUGACGGCAACGUCAUCGGCAUCGGCAACGGCACUGGCGACGGGCUGGCUUUCUUCCUCGCGUCUCCCCAGUCCGGUGUCCCCGCCAACGACAGCAGCGGUGGAGCCUUUGGUCUCCUCCCCCAGGAUCCCAGGUACUGGACCAGCAAUAACGCCAGUGAUGAUAGAAGGAUCACCGUAGUCGAGUUUGACACCUUUCAGAAUGCGCAAUACUAUGAUCCAAGCAAGGACCAUGUUGGAAUCGACGUCAACAACCUCGUCUCCACGGAAUACACCAACACCACUUGGCCCAACACCCUGACGUCCAAUUUCACCAAGAUGACCUGCCUUCCAGAAUCGACGCCAUCCGCCUCAGAGAGCCGCGCGUCGUCCACGAUCUGCCUCGGCCUCCAUAUUUACUCUAGCUUCGGCAUCGUCCUCCUCGACAUUGUCUCCGGCCGGUGCUCCGUGAUCCUGCUGGAAGGCGGUGCGCACUUCGUUCUGGUCAAGUGGAUGUGGGGCCUGUAUGGCCGGAACACAAUCCUCGACGCGGCGGACGAAUGGCUGAGGGCCGCCGGCGACGAGGCCAACGAUAGGUGCAUGGAGAGGGUGCUCGUCGUCGGGCUGUGGUACACGCACCCUGACCAGAACGAACGGUCGUCCAUCGCACAGGCCAUGCACGUCCUGCAGUCAGAGGAUGCCAGGCUUCCGAAGCUCACGCCUCAGAUGUAUAGGACGGUGUCGGAGUUUGCCGUCACUGGACGUGCUAUCGGCGCCUUGUCCGUUCAGAGCUCCUCUUCUGCGACCACGGCGACAAUCGGUGGCCACUCCAAGGUCUCUUCCGAGUCAGCAACCUCUGCCUUGCUUCGAGAUUCAAAAGAGUUGGGUUGA
Miscanthus lutarioriparius is the source of this 1092-nucleotide messenger RNA. The record is from the annotation of a GenBank genome assembly. Lineage: Eukaryota; Viridiplantae; Streptophyta; Magnoliopsida; Poales; Poaceae.